AUGGGGAGGGAGCUGGAGCUGCGCUUCGCCGUGUCCGAGGUGCCGGCCGUGGUGGUGCUGAAGCCCAGCGGGGACGUGCUGGUGGCCAACGCCGUGGAGGAGAUCCAGAGGAUGGGCCCCAAGUGCUUCCAGAACUGGCAGGAGGCCGCCGAGAUCCUGGACCGGAAUUUCCGCCUGGCCGAGGAUUUCGACAACCACGCCCGGAGGAGCCUCACGCACCCCCUGCGCCGGCUCAAGUACAGGCUGGACAAGGACAAGGACAGGGACAGGGAGGAGGGGGAGGGAGAAGGGGAGGAAGACCCUUGAGCAGCUCCAAGAGCUCGUGGGAUCGAUGGGAUGGCUCCCACAUCCAGCUUCUCCCACCUGGAAAAUCGCUGUAAUUAAGAUAUUCCGACCCGGAGUGGGAUGUGUUUCCUCAUGUCAUCCCGGAAUCUGGCGCCGGAAAAACCUUGCCGGGGUAUCUCAGGCAUUUGUUUGCCAGAAUUGGGAUUAAA
Molecule: messenger RNA, 494 nt
Organism: Manacus vitellinus (golden-collared manakin)
Lineage: Eukaryota; Metazoa; Chordata; Aves; Passeriformes; Pipridae
Product: nucleoredoxin like 1
Exons: 2
Coding region: 1-306 (101 amino acids)
Biological process (GO): photoreceptor cell maintenance
Cellular component (GO): mitochondrion
Source: RefSeq, a predicted model, not a curated record